This is a messenger RNA of Elephantulus edwardii (Cape elephant shrew), 1170 nucleotides long. RefSeq names its product cell cycle progression protein 1-like. Gene Ontology annotation, cellular component: membrane. The record is from RefSeq and is a predicted model, not a curated record. Lineage: Eukaryota; Metazoa; Chordata; Mammalia; Macroscelidea; Macroscelididae. The coding region runs from base 1 to 1170 and encodes 389 amino acids. The transcript is spliced from 2 exons.
AUGGCUGAAGAUUCCAAUUACAGUGACAGUGAUUCAUCUUGUGAUUGGACUGUCAUCAGUUAUGAGGGAUCUGAUAUUGAGAUGGUGAAUUCUGAACAUGGUGUAGCCAGUGAUAAUGGGCUGCUUGUUCUAGAAGGUUCGUUUUUUGAGCAUGAGGAAGUUCAAGUUUUGUCAGGUGUAAACAGCCAGAGGAACACAAUGGUGAUGGGAGAAAUUGCUCAUCCAGCUGUGGAAGAAACCAAGUCAGCAGUUGAAGAAGAGGAAGAAACACCAUUUGAAGACAUUAUCUACUUUGGAACUGUCAGUGAUGAUUCUGAUAUUGUUACCCUUGAGCCACCUAAGUUAGAAGAAGUUGGAAUUCAGGAAGAAGCUGUAAUUGUUGAAGAAGCAGAGAGCUCAGAAACCUUUCACAUGGCUUCUUCCUUUAGCAGCCAGUAUACACUCUGUCAGUCAGAAAUUGCAUUUUCAUCUCAACAUAAUGAUGAUGAAUCACGUAGUGAUGAAAUUGGUUAUCAGCCCAGUCCUGCUGAAGAGGAACCGUCUGCUGAACAGGAGCCUGAACCUUGCAAGGAGAACUUGGAUAAGCACCAUUUCAAAAAUGUACUGACUGAAAAAAAGGAAAUAGAAACCUUACGGGAAAGACUCACUGAGCUGGAGCGGAAGCUAAUCUUCGAACAGCAGCGUUCAGAUCUGUGGGAAAGACUGUAUGUUGAGGCAAAAGAUCAAAUUGGAAAACAAGAAACGGAUGGAAAUAAGAAAGGGAGCAGGGGAAACCAGAGGGCACAAAAGAAGUCAAAGGAAACAUUUUUGGGUUCAGUAAAAGAAACAUUUGAUGCAGUGAAAAAUUCAGCCAAAGAAUUUGUGAGGCAUCAUAAAGAAAAAAUUAGACAGGCUAAAGAAGCAGUGAAAGAAAAUCUGAAAAAAUUUUCAGAUUCCGUUAAAUCUACUUUUAGACAUUUCAAAGUUACCAUCAAAAAUAACUUUGAAAAGAGAAAGAAAAGAUAUGGUGCUCCAAAAGAAGCAGCAGCUAAAAAAUCAAGAACAGUUUAUCGAGCGCAUUUAUACCCACAAUACAAGGCGACAACACAAAAGCACCAAAAUAGAUUUCCUUGUUCCAACGUUUACAAAUACAUCAUAAUGACUGCAUUUUAUUUUUCAAUUCUUUUUUAG